UUAAAAGUUUUUUAUGUUGUUCAGAAAAUUAUCCUAAGAAAUAAAUUACGGUUUACACGAUUAAAUCCAAGUGAUUAUAUUUAGAUAUAUUUAAAGUUGGAUCUUUUACGAUAACUGAUUUUACAUUUACGAUGCAUACUUCAACUAACAGCAAGGUUACCGGUACGGAGUAUGAUGACAUCCUAAUGAAGAUGAGUAACUUGACAUUGGGUGCUGCUCAAAACAAGGUCGAUCCCAUUUGCGCACCACAUGAUAUGAAUGUCUUCCCUCAGGAACAAAUGAUGUCUGAGUUCGCAUUCCAGUCUCAGUAUAAAUACCCAAAUGCUCCUGCAUUUCAACUGCAGUCAAUACCUAGUAUUUCCAGUGGAGCUAUUGGUGUUGAUAUGGAUGAUCAACCGUCUACUUCAGCUGCUGCUGCAAUUAAAAGGCUUCAGUCAGCUAAGCGAAUCGAACCAAUUGAGCCAACAGUUAUGGGUGUUCGUGAAUUUUUGAAGUAUAUUGACUCGAGUUUUAGUACUGACGACGAAGAUGAUGAAAUAGAUGGUAAUAGAAGAGCAGCAGCAUUUCACAAUGCUUUUAAAGCAUCGCUUGAUGAGGAACGAAAAUCUGCUAUUAUGACUUGUUUCGGUAAUCUUAGCAGUAACAGUUCGACUUCGACUAAUAGUUGUAGUUUUAAUCCGCGUUGGAUGACUUGUGAGGAAGUAUCAACCAGCGCAACGCCCGAUUCCGCAGAUAGCAAUACUUCAAUUUAUCAAAGUGUGAACUCGCCGGUUAGAGCAACUUACAUGUGUAUUCGAAAUGCAGAGAAACAUAUAGUUAAUUCGAUUUGUCAAACUCAAUCUGUGCCCAAUAUUUAUCCUUUAAAUAAUGUUGACUUGAGCGAAACUGAAUUUUCGCAUUUGGAAAGACAGUUUAUUAAUGAUGAUUAUGUGAGAGAAAAUAACGGAGCAAUAGAUGAAGAAAGUGCUGAUGGAGGGAAUUCGUAAAAUUCAAAUUUGAUGUGUCUUAAAUAAUAUUAUAUAUAUGGUGUUUAUGUUUAUUAAAGAAUUUUACAUACAGUGAAGAA
Messenger RNA from Teleopsis dalmanni, 1066 nucleotides. RefSeq lists its product as uncharacterized. NCBI's taxonomy places the organism in Eukaryota, Metazoa, Arthropoda, Insecta, Diptera, Diopsidae. The record is from RefSeq and is a predicted model, not a curated record. The transcript has 2 exons. The coding region runs from base 132 to 986 and encodes 284 amino acids.